This is a messenger RNA of Teleopsis dalmanni, 1027 nucleotides long. It is a transcript of the gene Dak1, whose product is annotated as UMP-CMP kinase. Gene Ontology annotation, cellular component: nucleus; cytoplasm. The transcript has a single exon. Gene Ontology annotation, molecular function: ATP binding; UMP kinase activity. Gene Ontology annotation, biological process: CDP biosynthetic process; 'de novo' pyrimidine nucleobase biosynthetic process; UDP biosynthetic process. Lineage: Eukaryota; Metazoa; Arthropoda; Insecta; Diptera; Diopsidae. The record is from RefSeq and is a predicted model, not a curated record. Bases 100 to 858 code for a protein of 252 amino acids.
GUGGAAAUUACUUGUAAACAUCUGUUAACACAAUAUACAUGUACAACAAAAAGAAGAAACAAACAGCACGGGCCCUGCACACGUUGACAGUGAGUUUUAAUGUUGAGAGUUAUUCGAAGCAGUUGCGUCUACACACAACAAAAACAAUUACGGCGCUCUUUGUUGACCUUUAAUUUAACUUCGUGUGCUGCAGUCGAACGAUUUUUACCAACAUUACAAAAUAAUUAUAAUAAAGUUAAUUACAGGAAAUUACAUAAAAUGCCAGAAAAUAAGCCAAAAGUUGUGUUUGUGCUUGGCGGUCCCGGUGCUGGAAAAGGAACGCAAAGCGCCAAAAUUGUCGAAAAAUUUCAUUUUGUGCAUUUAUCCGCGGGCGAUUUGCUGCGUGAAGAAAGAGUGCGGGAAGGUUCAAAAUUUGGUACUCUUAUAGACGAAUAUAUAAAGAAUGGAGAAAUAGUACCAGUAGAGAUAACAUGUUCGUUAAUUGAAAAUGCAAUGAAUCUAUCGAAAAAAAAUAAGUUCCUAGUUGAUGGUUUUCCGAGGAAUCAGGAUAAUUUAGAUGGCUGGAAUCGACAAAUGGCCGACAAGGUUGAUUUUCAAUUUGUUCUCUUUUUUGAUUGCAGUGAAGAUAUAUGCGUUGACCGCUGUUUGAGCAGAGGACAAAGUGGCUCUGGACGUAGUGAUGAUAAUUUGGAAAGUCUUAAGAAACGCAUUGACACCUAUAAUAACGAUUCGUUACCAAUAAUAAAACAUUUUGAAAAAUUAGGAAAAGUAAAGCAAAUCGAUGCUAGUCCCAACGCAGACGUUGUAUUUCAAAAGGUUAACGAGGUGUUCGUAGAAUCUGGUUUAGCAGAAUUGUAAGGAGUCAAAACGACAUUACAAUACUAUCUGAAUAUAGAAUAAAUAAGCUGCUUAUUGUUUCCUUUGGUGUUCGCUCCGAUGAUUUAAACUGUAUAUGGGAAUAACCAAUCAACUAUAAAUAAUUUAUUAAUAUUCCAAUAAGAAACUAUGUAUUUUAAAUUGAAAUAAA